Molecule: messenger RNA, 957 nt
Organism: Aspergillus viridinutans
Lineage: Eukaryota; Fungi; Ascomycota; Eurotiomycetes; Eurotiales; Aspergillaceae
Gene: stm1
Product: putative telomere and ribosome associated protein Stm1
Exons: 5
Coding region: 1-957 (318 amino acids)
Cellular component (GO): nucleus; cytoplasm
Molecular function (GO): RNA binding
Source: RefSeq, a predicted model, not a curated record
AUGGCGGACGUCCGGUCCAAGAACCUCUACGAGCUUCUUGGCAAUGACCCUGAAUUGGACCCCAACAGAGAGCCAGAACCCCCUACGCGGGCUGUAGACAGGCCUGCGCCCCGGCAUGGCAAGCGUGAUGCUCCCAAGGAGCCUGCCAACCAGCCCGACCUUUCUGAGAACAAUGCUCGCCGUGGCGGUCGCUUCACUGGCAACGAGGCCGCUUUCCGUGACCGUCAGGCCGGCAGCCGCAGCAACCGUGAGAAGCCUCUCGAUGAGGGCAAGGAGCCUCAGCGCCGCGCCUUCCACGCUCGUGGCGACCGUGGUGAGCGUUACCGCAACGAUCGUCAGUCCCGCACUGGCCAGGUCGACACCCGCAAGCAGGUGAACCAGGGCUGGGGUGCCCAGACCGGCGACAAGGCUGGUGACAAGGCCUGGGAUGACGAGAGAGCCGCUGAGAACCUUGCUCAGAACGAAUCCGAGCCCCAGACCCCCGCCAACGAGGAGCCCGCCGAGCCCGCCGACAAGACCAAGUCCUACGCUGACUACCUCGCCGAGAAGGCCGCCCAGGGCGACCUCAGCGCCAAGCCUGUCCGCGCCCCCAACGAGGGCAGCAACCUCGACAAGAAGUGGGCCAACGCCAAGGAGCUGAAGCGCACCCCCGAGGAGGAGGAGGCCUACAUCAAGGGCAAGGAGGAGAAGGCCAAGCGCGAGAAGCAGCGCAAGGAGAAGAACGUCCUCGAGGUUGACAUGCGCUUUGUCGAGUCCCCCCGUGGUGGAAGCGCUGGCCGUGGCCGUGGUGGACCUGGCGGCCGUGGUGGUCGUGGCGACCGUGGUGGACGUGGUGACCGUGGUGACCGUGGUGGUCGCGGUGGCCGUGGCAACGGUGCUCCCCGUGGUGGUGAGCAGCGUGGCGCCGCCCCCGUCACCGUCGACGAGAAGAACUUCCCCACCCUCGGUGCCAAAUAA